CUUGACUGUUUCCGUAUUCUUGUUCAUACCUUUUACACAUAUGGACUCUAAAUUCUGGCAUGGUCAUCACUCGUCAGUAACUGCCACCUCAUUCCUGCGCUGUGUGUCUGUCUUCAUGCCUUGUCUGUCUCUGAUUCAACAGGCUGCUGCAGCUUCACCCCCACCCUUCUUACCAACUUUUCUGUUUUUCACCACAGCCCAGGAAAGGAAGUCAUUCAUCCACUUUUGCACUCCUACCUCCUCAGAUACAGACAUACAGGGCACACACUCAUUCUCUUUUAGUUAAUUAUCUCUAAUUGCAACCUUUACAACGAUACUUUAUCCACUCUAGAAUUAGUUUAACCUGCCUUGGAUAGAACUUUUUUGUCUCCCUUGACUCUUGAGGAAUCGUCUGGAUUGGGACAAUAAUGACCUCAGAGAUAAGAGAGAAGUGGAGUCGAAAUUGAUGAUUGUGGAGUGGAAUUUCGGGGUUGGAUUUGUGAGGAGAAGAAGUGCAGAGGAGGAGCAGGUGAUUGAAGGAGGACGGAAAGAGGAGGAGUAUGGGCUGCUCUUCUAUUUGGAUCUUUCUUGCAGGACUGUGGCGCAGGCAGACAUUGUGUUUUUGGUGGAUCAGUCAUGGAGUGUCGGUGAAACCAGCUUUUCCAGAGUCAAAGGCUUCAUCUCAACAAUCAUUUCCUCCUUUCAAAACAGUGUGCUUGGAGUUGAGGGAGUUCGCUUUGGAAUAACUGUCUUUGGAGAUGUUCCAAGAAUGAGGGUUGCUUUGACUGACUACAGCUCAUUUAAAGAGUUGUAUGGAGCCAUCAGAGAUCUCCCUUAUGAGGGUGGUUCCAGGAGGACUGGUAGUGUCCUCCAGUUUCUUGUGGAUUCUAUGUUCAGCCCGGUCAUUAGUCGAGAUUUCACCCCAAAGAUUGCUGUUUUGAUAACAAAUGGACCCUCAGAUGACCAAGUCGAGCCUGCAGCCAGAAUUGUAGCCGACAAUGGAAUUACACUCUUUGCAGUUGUUGAAGAGCAAAUAGUGGGUCCCAGAGACCUUCAGGUGAGUGAGUUGGCUCACAGCUCCCUCAGGCUUACAUGGAGCCAGGCCACAGGUGAUGUCACUGGAUAUCGCCUCCUGGUCACCCCUCUCAGCUCCAAAGGACACCUCCUCUCCCUGCAACAGAGGCAGAUGGAUCUGAAGGCAGAUGUGAGCACGGCCAUGGUGACAGAGCUGACUCCAAAGACAGAUUAUUCACUCACUCUCUACGCAAUCUACCCGAGCCUCAUAGGAGACUCCCCAACUAUCACAGUAAAGACAACUCCUUUGCCCAAGGUGUCAAACUUCCGUGUAACUGAGGCGGGUCUGUUCUCUCUGCGUCUUGGCUGGACACCUCCACUAGGGAAACUUAACGGAUUCAAGAUCUUCAUCCCAAGAUCCAAUAGGCCAGGAUUAACGUACGAGCAGCUGCUUCCUGGAGACACCUUCUCACAUGUGAUCGACAGCCUGGAGGAAGAUAAGAAGUACACCAUCAGUAUCUAUGCUGUUUAUCCCCAAGGACCAAGUGAACCAGUCUCAUUAGUCGGCAAGACACUAAAGUUAGUACCAGUCCAGCAGUUCCUGGUCCAGAACGCCACAACAGACACUGUCCAGGCAAGGUGGACCCCAGUCAAAGGUGCCUCAGGAUACCGUCUGACAUGGGCAUCCCAAGAUGGCCAUGUAGAAAACAUAAACCUUGGGGACAAUUUUAACUUUUACAUGAUCCAGGGACUUCACCCUGGCUCCGAGUAUACUGUCACCAUCAACCCCAUCUUUGGAGACACUGAGGGACCCAUCACCACCACCAAAGCCAAGACAUUGGAAAGUAGUGCUGUUCAAACUUUGAAGGUAUCUGCCGUGAGCACCAGUACAGCUAUCAUUUCCUGGAAUAGUGUUCCAGGGGCAACAGGAUACAGGCUGGCAUGGGGACCCACCCCAGAGUUUGUUGGUCGGGAUCGUCCCAGGCAGUUGGCUCUAAAUGGCAGCACCACAGAAUUCCAGCUGAAGAAUGUAGCUCAUGACACGGAGUAUGUCCUGACUCUGUAUGUGCUUUUUGGGUCUGUUGUCGGCCCUGGUAUCUCUGCUACCUUCAGAACUUCUCCUUUGGGUUAUGUGUCCAACUUCAAAGUGACAUCCUACACUAGUUCCUCCAUAGAUGUGGAGUGGAGUCCCAUAGUUGGGGCCACAGAGUACAAACUGUCCUGGAAAAAAGAUGAUACCAGCCCUCAGUCCCAGUACCUGGACCGCAGUAUCCUCUCCCACCAGAUCAUAGACCUGAUCCCACAGUCCACCUACACCAUCACUAUUUGUGCAGUGUACGGCAACUCAGAGGGACCAGAGAUCUCCCUGUCUCAACUCACAGCUGCGAUGUCAGACUCAGAGCCAAUCCAGGCAGUUAAGGAGGUGAAGGUUGUGGACAUUGGAGUGAAUUCCUUCACCCUGUCUUGGAAAAAUACACCAAGGGUUUCAGGGUACAAAAUCUCCUGGAUUCCCUUCCUUGGGGGUGACGAGAAGUCCCAAGUGGUGUCUGCAGCUUCAACUACAUUUAUAAUCGAGAACCUGCGGGAGAGCUCAGCUUAUAAGAUUCAGGUUUUCCCUAUCAUGGGCAACCGGGAGGGCAGUUCAGUCCUACUCACGGCACGCACCUUGGAUCUUCCAAAAGUAGAGGGAUUUGCUUCUCUGAACACAACGGACAGCAGCACUAUUCUGAACUGGACACGUGUUGUAGGUGUCUCUGGAUAUCUUGUCUCUUGGAGACACAUAUCAGUGUUGGAGACCAAAACGGAGACACUUGGGCCUGGCUUCUCCUCAUAUAAGAUUAGUGACCUCCUGUAUGGCAGAACAUAUAUUUUCACCAUCCGACCUUUGUAUGGAGAAGUAGAGGGGCCCAUAAGCACCAUAUACCAGAGGAUAUUGGGACAGGGUGACUUGUCAAAAGCCAGCACAUCUUUGCCAGCAACAGUAGCCCCUCAAUCGGUGCGUCUCACAACUGCCUCCCAGACUGCCUCCAUUAUCAACACUGUCAUCACUCAAUCAACCACCAGGGCUACUGAGCACCCCACUGUAAUGCCACCAUCCAAAUCCAUAACAACCAAGAAGCCUCCAGGUCGGCCAAGUGUCACUGAAGCUAGAGAAGCUGCAGUCACCUCCCUGCGACAAUCCACAGUGAGCACAAAGCAAACAGCUGAAACCCCACCAGUGUGUGGGAAGACCAAAGCUGACAUAGUGUUCUUAGUGGAUGAAUCUUCGAGCAUUGGAGUCAACAACUUCAUGAAGAUGAAGGAUUUCAUAUUUAGAGUGGUCACCUACUUCCCUAUUAUUGGUUCACAGGGAACACAGAUAGCCAUAGUUCAUUACAGUGACGAGCCUCGUAUUGAAUUCCGACUGAGUGACUUCAAAGACAGAAAUUCCUUGCUAAGGGGUAUCAGAGGGCUGAGAUAUGGAGGAGGCAAUACCAAAACAGGAAAAGGCAUCAGCUAUGUUCUGCAGGAGCUUUUCCAGGAGUCUUUGGGGAUGAGGCAGGAUGUGGCCCAUGUUCUGGUUCUGAUAACCGAUGGCAGGGCACAGGAUGAUGUGAUGCCACCAUCCAGAAUUGCACGUGCUUUGGGGGUCAGUGUUCUGACAAUCGGAGUUUCAAAUGCAGACAUGGAGGAGCUGAAAAAAAUUGCAGUUCCCACCAGCUAUAAAAAUAUCUUCUACUCCCCAACCUUUGAAGACUUUCCCUCCAUAGAGAGAGAAUUUAUUGGUAGCAUCUGUAGCGAAGAGCUUCUCUCAGAGUUCAAAUUGCAUGAUGAGUUUGCUCAGUUAGACACUCCAACUGAAGACCCAGAAGAGCUGCUCAAGCCUCAAGGUCCCUGCUCCUCCCACUGUGUGAAGGUUCAUGUCAAAAUCAUGAAUUACUUUAAAUAUAAUAGCAAUAUUAAAUGUUGUGCGUAUCAGCAGCUAAUGCUCAUGUUCUACGUCCAUUUUUGCAGGGUCAGAAAGGGGAAAAGGGAGAUGCUUUCAGCCGUGGAGGUCUGGUAUGUAGAUUUGUACAAAGCCCUGGACAGUAUGAUCCUUUCACAUCCUCCAAAGGAGAGAGAGGAGAAAGGGGAUCGCCAGGAACUGAUGGUGUUCCUGGGCUGCCAGGGCGACCAGGAAGAACUGGACCCCCUGGUUCUGCUGGCCAACGGGGACCUCCAGGCGUUCCAGGUGACAUGGGUCUUCCUGGACUUACUGGUUCAAAGGGACAAAGGGGAGAAAGAGUCGUGUUCAUCUUAUCAUCUAAUAUAUUUUCACUUUAUUUCUGUAUACACCAAGGGAGAGCCGGGGUAUGUCAUAGCAGGCACUGAUGCAAAUUUUGUACCUGGCCGAAAAGGAGAACCUGGAUCUUCAGGCCCCCAAGGACCACCUGGUGUGCCAGGGGUCAACGGAGCUCCAGGCCUUCCUGGCCAAGCAGGGCCACCAGGUCCAGCUGGAGUAUCUGUAAAGGGAGAUACUGGAGAGCCGGGAGUAAAAGGUUUACGGGGAAAGCAGGGCAUGAAAGGAGACAAAGGAGGGCCGGGAAUAGAUGGUAUCGCAGGUUUGCCCGGUCCCAUAGGCAUUGAUGGGGUCCCAGGACUGCCAGGUCAGAAAGGAAUGAAGGGUGAAGAAGGAAUUGGCAUUCAAGGUAUUCAAGGUCCUAGAGGGGAGCCAGGAGAGAAGGGGAAUGUUGGCUUUACAGGACUGGUUGGCCCAAAGGGGGAGCGUGGAGAGCAGGGCAUCCAGGGUAUUGUUGGACCCCGGGGGAAAAAAGGGCUCAAAGGGGAUAAAGGGGAGACGGGAAAUCAUGGAGAAAUUGGACCAAUUGGACCUCAAGGACCUCAAGGACUGACUGGGCCUAUGGGCCUCAAAGGAAACGAAGGUCCAAGAGGAAUCCCUGGAGAUCCUGCCAAGGGUAUAAUCGGUCCAACUGGAAAAAAGGGCGCCAGAGGGGAAAUUGGUCCAGUUGGUCUCACUGGCCCUCAGGGAAUAAAAGGAGAACAAGGAGACAAGGGAGAAAAGGGCAGUCCUGGAUUUGGGAUUCCAGGGCAGCAAGGGCCAAAAGGGGAGAAUGGGGAGAGGGGAAACGUUGGUUUAUCUGGAAAACCAGGCCCAAAGGGAAAAGAUGGAGCUAAAGGCGACAGAGGGAGUAUGGGCUUACCUGGGGAUCCUGGAGAACCAGGAUUAAGAGGUAAAGAUGGUACACCCGGAACCAAAGGACAACAGGGAAUGAAGGGUGAACAAGGACCAGCAGGUGAAACUGGUGAAAGAGGAAUAAGGGGCCCCCUAGGGUUACCAGGGCAACCUGGGGACCGUGGAGAAAAAGGGGAUACUGGGAAAUCUGGAAUGCCUGGUACUGAUGGGACAAAAGGUGAAAGAGGAGAGCCGGGGAAACCUGGCCCUCCAGGAACACAAAUCGUUGCAGACAACAACAUACUGACCAGAGUGAUUAAGGGCGAGCCAGGAGCGCCUGGUCAGCCUGGCUUAAGAGGAGAAACUGGUCUACCUGGACAAAGAGGCCCAGAGGGGAAGCCUGGGGUACCGGGAUCAUCAGUGAGUGGGUCUGGAGCUGAUGGUGUACCAGGAAAGCCAGGGAUAAAGGGUGACAAGGGACAAAAAGGAGACCCUGGUCUGAGGGGAGAGAAAGGAGACCAAGGUGGGCUUGGGAUCGCUGGAAUUCCUGGUUUACCUGGAACUCCGGGGAGAUCUGGCGUUGAUGGAAAGAGAGGACUGCCAGGAAAAGACGGAGAAAAGGGAGCUAAAGGAGAUGACGGCAAAACGGGUGACAAGGGAGAUGCAGGUGUAAAUGGUAAAGAUGGCAGUAAGGGGGAACCAGGACUCCCAGGAUUGCCUGGAAAACAAGUCCUUGUAACUCCUGAGGGUGCCACAAUUGAUGAAAUCCGACAAGCAUUUCCAAUCCCAAUGGGUCCUCCGGGAGCUACUGGCUCACCAGGGAUGAAGGGUGAUAAAGGAGAAAGUGGCCUGAAAGGCGAGAAGGGUGAUGCUGGAGAUCCUGGAAAGUCUAUAGAGAUGAAGGAUAUUGAGGUUAUGUUUGAAACCUAUGGAAUAAGGCUGCCUUUGCUGAAGGCUUUGAUUGACAGGCUGCUGCAGGAUGGAGUAGAGGAACUGCUUCAUGUGCUCAGCACCUCCAAGAAAACAAAAGAGACUCACACCUCUAACGUCAUUACAGAGCACACGAAGAGCUCGGUGAAGUAUGACCUCAGCGGUCAGCCACUGACAGAGUUGAACAACCUUGGAAACCUUGAUUUAGAGGCUCAGCUUCCUCAAUCUUUGUCCACUAAUCCUUUAAAUAAAACUGCAGAGGGUCCAACCUUAUGGACCGUCACUACGCUGGAUGAAGAGGAGGAUCUCAACCAGAUUGAGUCUAAAUCAAAGGGGAAGGAAACUGUAGAACGGAAUAAGGAUGAAGUGUCAUCACUCAAAAUGAAUCUGACUUCAGUCAAUUCUACUGUCAACUAUACCACAAUUGGGGAGACAGUUUCAGAGUUCCCUGAAACUGUAAUGGAGACUGUUCUCCUCACAAAAGAAGACCCAAUGAAGAAGAUUUCAUCACCAAAGAAGAAGAACAGGGAACGUGGGAAAGGAAAAGGAAAUAAAGGACGACAUAAGAGGCAGAGGCAACGCCUGGUAACUGAAGACAACAAGUAUGAAGAACAAGAAGAAGAAGAAGACGGACAAGAGGGCGAAGAAGAGUUUUAUAAUGGUGAAGACUACAGUUAUGAAUAUGAGGAAGAACUUUCCCCUGGUGAUCCAGCAGAGUCUAAGAAGAGGGCUGAGAACACAGAGCUUGAAGUCCAGCCCAAUGAAUCCUUUACUGCGAUGGGUAACAUGGAAGGACAAUUGCCCACAGACAUUCCUGGCCAGUUUGAGUUCUCCAGUCACGCUCUCACAUCAGACAGAGAAACAGAUGCAGAGGGAAUUAUAAAUGAGAGUAUCCUGACAACAAUAGAACCACCUUCUCAAACUACUGAUGACAUAAAUGAGGGUGAGGUAACACUGCCCAUUCCCCCAACUGCAGCAGAAGAAGCAGAUAAGUAUCAGUCCUCGGGAGCUCAAGGUUACAACACCCGGAGUAGCAUAAAGAAUGAUAACCCCAACUUCCAAACAAAUAGUCAAAGGGAGAGUCAGGAAGGUGGAGGGAAACAAGGAUAUAGUAAUACAGAAAGAGAGACUCUUAUAGAAAAACAUGAUGAAGAAGAGAGAGAAAUGGAAGAAGGGGAAAAAGUUGACUCAGACGGAUAUUCAGAAACAGAACUUGAUCCAGUCUAUGAGGAAGAGGAGAGGAGUGGAGACUAUGAAUGGGAGACGGAGGAAGAUCUUGAUCGCGAGGGAGAAGGGGAGGAGGAGGAAGAGCUGGUGCUGGAGAGCCAAAGAGAGAGGGAACGAUUGGAGAUGGAGAGAGAAAGAGAGGAGCUGGAGAAAGAAAAGGAGAAUGAAUUGGAGAUUGAGAGGGAGAAAGAAAUGGAGGUGGAGAAGACAGAGCGGGAGCCAGAGAGAGAUAUAGAGAGGGAGAGGGAGGAGUGGGAGAGGAUGAGAGCAGAGAUGGAGAGGGAGCGAGGGGGAGGUUACAAUGAAGAAACUGGGCAGCCAUACCCCUAUUCUCCAGGGUAUUUUUUACUUAAGGGACAACAAGGUGAGAAUGGAAAACCAGGAACAAAGGGGGAAAUUGGUGAGAAAGGACAAAAGGUAAAACUGCAGGAGAGCCAGGCAUCGGUCACAGAGGUCCAGAGGGUCAGGCAGGUCCUCCUGGACAGAAGGGUGAGCCGGGUGAGCCAGGGCCUCCUGGUGCUCAGGGCAUCCAGGGUAUCCAUGGGAAUCCAGGUAUUCAUGGAUCUCCAGGACUCAGAGGUCCCCCGGGAGACCCUGGAGAGCCAGGCAGAGAGGGUGAGCGGGGGAAAAAAGGGAAGAACGGAACACCAGGUGGUCCAGGACCUCGCGGUGCCGCAGGACCAGAUGUAUGACUUUACACAUCAUCUUGUAGGUUUCCCUGGUGUGCCAGGAGUAAAAGGAGAAAAGGGUGACAGUAUUCCAGGUGAGCCUGGAGCCAGAGGACUGCCUGGUAUCCUGGGGAGACGAGGUGACAAAGGCACUCCAGGAGUUAAAGGGGUUCCUGGUCAUAUUGGUCCCAAAGGUGUACGUGGAAGCAAAGGUGAAAAGGGAAAUCGUGGGUUGCCAGGAAUCAGAGGAGACAGGGGAAGUGUUCUUCAAAUUCAAGGACCUCGGGGAUUCAAGGGCUCCAAAGGGGAGGCGGGAGAGCGGGGUCCUCCCGGCUUUGAUGGGGAUAAAGGAGAGAAGGGCGAGGAUGGUCCUCCUGGAGUUAAGGGCCUUAAAGGUGAUGCAGGCACUAAGGGUGCGCUGGGGCGCUUUGGAGCACGGGGGCCAGUUGGCCAAAAGGGGGAUCCAGGAGUGCCAGGACUUAACGGAGUGAUGGGACGCAAUGGAGACAAUGGAAAGGAUGGGGCCAAAGGGGACACUGGAGAUGUGGGUCUGCCAGGCCAGAAGGGCAGUCAGGGGGAUGCUGGGGAACCUGGUUUACCGGGUGACAAAGGGGAAAAGGGCGAGAAGGGCUUCAGAGGUUUUCCUGGAGGCAUUGGGAGUCCUGGUCAAGAUGGACAACAGGGAGAUGCAGGUUUACCGGGCAGCCCAGGCAUACCAGGACUGAAUGGAUUCACAGGACGCAAAGGGGACAAAGGAGAAGAGGGAAUGAAAGGUAUUGAUGGUGAUCCAGGAGAGAAAGGGGGAAAGGGUUCAACAGGUUUCCCAGGUUUUCCAGGUUUUAAAGGGUCAGCAGGAAGCCCAGGAAGGGUUGGAGUCAAGGGACCACCAGGACCACCAGGUGCUCGUGGGGACACGGGGCCUAAGGUGGAGGAAGUGAAGGAGCUUGUCACCCAGGAGAUGGUAGAAAAAUGUGGUGUGGAAUACAAGUUCAUCGUAAAGUCUGUGGAUCCAGAUGCAUCAACUCCUGUAACUGGGAAUACAAAUAAACCAAAAGAAAAAGCGAUCUCCGACCGCAAUGACCCGCCUGAAAAUAGGAUGGCAGAAAUAGAUGGAGAUGUUGAAGGGGAAAGUGAUAGAAUGACAGUUCCUGCUGUUUGGGAACUUGAAGAAGAAAGGAUGUUAACAAACCAGACUGAUUCUCAAAAAGGACAGGACGUGGAGUGGGGACGGAGAAAGAAAAGAAUGUCAUUUGGGAAAAAGCAUUUUGUCUCAGCAACAGGCCGCUGCCUGGAGCCCAUGUCGGAGGGGGCCUGUUCAGACUACGUCCUGCUCUGGUACUUCCACGGCCAGUCGGGGGAAUGCAGACCGUUUGUGUACGGAGGCUGUGGCGGCAACCAAAACCAGUUCUCCUCCAGACAGGAGUGUCUGAGUUGGUGUGGGAUGGAGAGAAAAGUGUCAGAUCACACGAGAAAUGUCCCUUCGAACAGCUGAUGUAGUGACUGAAAAAUCCAACCCAUAUGGAGAUGCAUUAUGGAAACAUUAUGGAAACUUAUUCUGAAGUCCUGAAAAACAGUCAUUCUUGUACAUAACUUUGUAAAAAUAUAACAGCUUUGCAUUUUCAUUGCUUGUAUUUAUAGUUUUUAUGAGAACAGCUGUUUUUUUUACUUGUUCUACAGCAAAGGUUAGAGAUAUUUUGACCAAAACAAAAUGAUUCUUUUGUGUUUGCAUAUUUCUCUUUUUUGUGAUUUG
This is a messenger RNA of Menidia menidia (Atlantic silverside), 9721 nucleotides long. NCBI's taxonomy places the organism in Eukaryota, Metazoa, Chordata, Actinopteri, Atheriniformes, Atherinopsidae. The record is from the annotation of a GenBank genome assembly.